Messenger RNA from Myzus persicae (green peach aphid), 2578 nucleotides. RefSeq names its product cytoplasmic dynein 1 light intermediate chain 2-like. Gene Ontology annotation, cellular component: cytoplasmic dynein complex; centrosome. Lineage: Eukaryota; Metazoa; Arthropoda; Insecta; Hemiptera; Aphididae. Gene Ontology annotation, molecular function: dynein heavy chain binding. Bases 159 to 1598 code for a protein of 479 amino acids. The record is from RefSeq and is a predicted model, not a curated record. Gene Ontology annotation, biological process: microtubule-based movement; microtubule cytoskeleton organization. The transcript is spliced from 10 exons.
UGUAUAAAACUAGAUUAUUUUUUUAUUAUAUUGUAUUAAAUUAAAAUUUUAAUUUUGUUAAUUAGUGUAAGUUUAUUAUUAUUGUUAUAAUUUUGUGAGGUGACUGUAGUCUGCUGUUGAAACUUCAGAGUCAAGCGCUUAACAUUUCUAACUGUAAAAUGCAAGAAGAAGAAAACUUAUGGAAUUCCAUGUUGAUCUCCUUAAAAGAAAAAGGCGGGACUAGGUUACCUACAGACAAGUCUAUGAUUAUAAUAGGUGAUAACCAAUGUGGUAAAACUACUCUUGUAGCAAAGUUGCAGGGUAUUGACGAUCUGACAAAGGGAAUUGGACUGGAAUAUGCGUACAUUGAUAUUCGUGAUGAUUAUAAAGAAGAUCAUACGAAAUUGAAUGUAUGGGUACAAGAUGGCAACCCUAAAUACUCGUUUCUAUUAAAAUUUGCUUUGUCUGAGAAGAACUUUAAGAACACGUUAAUUAUGUUUGUUGUUUCUAUGAAAACACCUUGGAAUAUAAUGGAUCAACUAGAAAGUUGGGCGACAUUACUGCAAGACUAUAUUGACAAUUUACCAAUUCCAAGUGAAGAUCUUCGAGAAUAUAGACAAAAUUGCAUUAAAAAAUGGAACGAAUACAUCGAAGAAAAUGUUGGUGAUAAAAAUGGAUAUUGGGAACCAUCUCUUGGAGAUGGGGUACUUACAAGAAAUUUAGGUUUAAAUAUAAUUGUUGUUGUAACAAUGACUGAUUACAUAAGUUUUUUGGAAAAAGAAAAUGACUACAAAGAUGAACAUUUUGAUUUCAUACAACAAGCAGUACGCAAAUUUUGUCUACAGUAUGGUGCGUCACUAUUUUAUACAUCAGCCAAAGAAGACAAAAACUGUGAUUUAUUAUAUAAAUUCCUUACACAUAAGAUUUAUAACUUUCCAUUUAAAACACCAGCAUUGAUUGUCGAAAAAGACGCAGUUUUCAUACCAGCAGGAUGGGAUAGUAUGAAGAAAAUUAGUAUUCUCUACGAUAACAUGCAGACCAUUAAACCUGAUGAAUUUUAUAACUCUGUUAUAACAAAAGUGAAUACGAGAAAGGCUUUUGCUAAAGACCACGAAAUCCAAGCAGAAGAUGAACAAGUAUUUUUGAACAAACAAUUAGGUUUACUAAACCAGAGUGCAAGCCAACAGUCAGCUAUUGGUAUACCAAGGCAAGACUCUGUAAUGAGAUCAUUGACAGGUGUUUCUAAGUCAGGUGAUAGACGUCUAUCGUUAACCAGUCAAGGGCAAGGUUCUCCAACAAAAAAGAUUGAUCCAGUAAAAUCCAGUAACACAUCAACCCCAGGUGAAGGAGUGUUGGCUAACUUUUUCAAUUCCUUAUUGCAUAAAAAGUCAAAUCAAAGCCCUGUUUUGACCAAAACUACAGGUGAGUUGUCUGGUUCAAAAUCUUUAUCCAUGGAAAAAUCUGAAUACCAUACAGACACAGCAGCUGAACUUGACAGAUUGGCUAAACGAACAUUAAACUUAUCACAUGAAUCAUCUACUGAAACUAACUCGUCUGAAAAUGGAAUUGAAGAACAAAUCUCUACUACUUUUGGUGAAAAAUCAUCGUCAGAAUGUUAAUUCAGGGUCGAUAAAUUAUUUUUCCUAUUUUUGUGAUAAUCUAAUAAUCAUUAAUAUUUUGUGCAAUUUUAUUUAUUUAUUUUUUAGCUUAGAGUGAACAUACAAAAUAUUUAUUUAUUUAUUUAUUUUUAUAUUAAACCUUUAACUAUUAUUUUAUCAUUUUAACUUUAAUCAUACUUUUGCACGGUAUACAUUUGCAAGGCAAGUUAAAAAAAUAAAGUUAAGUUACUUAACAAGUUACUUUUUUUAAGUCACUUAAAAAGUUAAAAACUUUUAUUAGUUUAAAAAUAAAAAAGGUAACUUUUAACUUUAAAUUUAACAUAUAUUUUUCUAUAUUAACUGAACUUAACGAGUCAUAAAAAAAAAAAAAAACUUGCCUAGUCGUGAGCAUUUGUAUAUCAAAAGAGUCUAUAAUUCUUUUAUAACUUAAGCCAAACUUAGAUAAAUGAGUUGUUAUCAUACACAGCAUCCCUAGGAUAUGAAAUGGUAAGGUGCAAUAUUAAAACUGAAUUUUUAUUUUUAUUCUUCCAUUUAUUUAUAAAUCUCAAAAUUCUUAAAAUUAUUAUACCUUUAUUUUAUAUUUAGUUUGUUUAAAAUUGAAGUAUAUGGUUUAUUCAUAUAAUAAAACUAAAAAUCAUUGAAAUAUUUAAAGCAAAUAGUAUCUUCUUCAAUGUGUUGACGGUUAUGUGGUAAUAAUUUUUAAGCAAACAAUUCAAUUAAAAAUAGUUACACAAAAAUAAAUUGCCCUAUCACAACAUUUUCUAAGUUGGAUUUUGUGUAUUUUGUAUAAUCUAUCCUCAAUGUAAUAUGUGCAUGUACUGUAAGUUAAUCAUAAUAUUUGAAAUAUAUAACGCAUGCUCCUUGACUAAAGCUUUCAAUUUUAACUAGCAACUUUAUGUUUGUAUACUUUUAUAGUUUUAUACAAUUUUUAUUUUUUUUCAUUUUUUAGUAUUAUAUUAUAUUUUUGUUAUCGUGGUUAA